Messenger RNA from Eruca vesicaria subsp. sativa (arugula), 1275 nucleotides. Lineage: Eukaryota; Viridiplantae; Streptophyta; Magnoliopsida; Brassicales; Brassicaceae. The record is from the annotation of a GenBank genome assembly.
AUGUCGACCAUAGCUAGGUUAUUCUCAAGACCUAAAAGAGCCACCAAAGUUGAUCACCCGCCGCAGAAGAAGAAUAAGAAGAAGGAGAGGAAUACUAAUACAGUCUCCACCAUGCCUGGCUUAUAUUCAAGACCUGAAAGAAUCACCAAAGUUGAUCAACCACCUAAGAAGAAGAAGAAGGAGGAGAAGAGGAAUACUAAUACAGGGUGGUUUUCACAGCUUCCAGAUGACAUCGGUUUGAAUUGUUUAGCACGCAUCUCUAAAUCUCAGUACCGUUCACUCUCCUUAGUCUCCAAGGCCAUCCACUCUCUCAUCUCUUCCCCAGAGCUCUACACGGUUCGUUACCAGAUCGGAAACACAGAGCCUUGCCUCUGCAUACGUCAAGAGUUACCCACUCAUGAUCGUUGGUACGUUCUUGACCAAGCACUAAGUACCGACAGUAGUAAUGGUAAUGAGUUUAACUUAUUCCCUAUCACUUCCCUCUCUCCAUCAAAGUCAACCACUUUAGCUGUCGGUUCCGAAAUCUACAUAUUGGGAGGCAACAAGCUCCCAUCAUCCGCCGUUCGUGUGUUUGAUUUUCGGACUCGCACUUGGCGUGAUGCUCCUGAUAUGAGGGUAGCAAGGAAACGCCCCGAGUCUGCUCUUAUAGAGGGCAAGAUAUAUGUUGUUGGAGGAGGAACACAGGAGUCUGAGGUUUUCGACCUAAAUUCUCAGACUUGGAAGCCAUUGCCUAGCCUCAGUGAUGACUACAAGGUUCAGCUUUGUAGAGGAGAGUUAUUCGCCAUAUGUAAUCAUAAAAAGUAUGCAUAUGAUUCCAAACAAGGAGCAUGGAAGAAAUAUCGAGAUUUUUCUUUUAAUAAUAGGAGGAGACUUAGGAGUGGACCUUGGUGCGUUGUUGAAAAUGUAAAGUUUAGUGUUGUUGAUCGUAUGCUUAAGUGGUAUGAUGACUCAAAGCGUGUAAAGUGGUUCAGUGUUAAGGGUUUGGAAGAUGUGUUCAAGGAUCAUGUUAACCACCAUACGACAAUUCAGUUAGCUAACCAUGGUGGUGGAAGUAUCCUAGUUAUAUGGGACGAGCUAGAUUAUUCACUCGAGUUUCCAUUGGCCGGGAAGAUGCGGAAUCAUGUCUGCAAAAACAGGCGAAUUUGGUGUGCGGUGAUUAAGUUGGAGAAGCGCUUCUUCGGAUUGGAGUUUGAGAUUUGGGGGGAGGUUGUACGGUCCAAUGCUUUGCUUACAGUCCCCAAUUCAUUCAAGUUAUUAAGCUGUAUUACCAUUUAA